AUGAAAGUUUUCAGUGUCAUCGCGUGUCUUUACGCAUCCUCAUUGGCUUCAAAGCCGCCUCAGUUUCACAAUUCAGCAAACCAUCCUGGAGCCGAUCCUCAUGUGAUCUACGACUACAAGACAGGCCAAUAUUAUGCUUACUCUACAGAGGGGGCAGACCCCGGCAGCCUGUUUGCAAUCUACAGCAGUCCAGAUCUGUCGACUUGGCAUAAACACCCCGGUGGUGUGCUGAGAGCGUGCUACGAUGAUGACAUGAACCGCAUCGAAGCUGGCCAAGCCUGUUGGGCGCGUGACUGGUACUGGGCUCCCGAGACAUAUUACAACGAGAAAACCGGGUGGUACUUUUUCUUCUUUGCUGGCCGGUUGCGGGAGGACUUGGCAAAGGAUUACUUCCGAUACUCGGACUUUGAAGAGCCGUCUAAAAUUGGCGUGGCUGUUUCUCGUUCGCCGACAGGGCCGUUUAGGGAAAUUGAGUCUAAGCCGAUUGACUACUAUCCUUUCGAUCCGGACUACCACGAUGUUAACCUCAUCAUGGACGAAAAGCAGAUGCUGCCUCCUCAGAGUCUUGCGGAGGGUAGGACAGCGCCGCAGGGAACAUAUAUCCCUACCAUUGAUGUCAACAUCUUCUUCGACCAGGAUGAGCGCAUUUAUCUGUAUCUCUCACGGAAUGCAUAUAGAAACUGGAAUUGGGAUAAGAAGUUGGGCAAGUAUAUCGAGGAGUCUAAUAUCAUCGUUGUGGAGAUGGAACGAGAUUGGUGGGAUGAUCCAAAGGCAUCGACCAUGCCAGAAAUCAUCGCCUCGCAGAGGAACAUUCAUGCAAAGGAUGCGCCAAAGCUUCCCUCGAACAUCACUUCUUACAAUGGCACUGGUGAGAUUGGAUCACCACCUCGCAAAGACGGCUGGAAGACUGUUAUUUCCUAUGGCGCUGAUCCUCAAGAAUGGGAGAAUUUUCACGUCGACGACUAUAAGAAGUACAACGGCACGAAGAAAGAUCGUCGUUGGGCUGAAGGGAGCACUACCAUCACAAGACCAGGCAAGGAUGGAAAGCCUAUUUACCUUCUAACGUACAGCGCCAAUAACUACGAGGCGUCGAAUUACGGUGUUGGUUUCGCCACGGCAAGGUCCCCAUUUGGUCCAUUCCGAAAAUCUUCGAAAAAUCCCAUCCUUUCGCAAAAGCCUGACGCUGAAAUUCCGAUCUACUCAACUGGCCACGGUAGCAUUGUUGCUUCACCUGCUAAGCAUAACAAGAAAGUUGGCGCACAGGAAGUCACGCUACGAACACCUCCUGGUGCUGAGCUGUUUUAUGUGCAUCAUGCCCGCAACAGCACCGAGCAUGAUCGUUCUAUUUACACGACUCGAAUGACACUCGAUGAGUCUGCCGUUUACUUCGGGUCUAAUGAUGCUCUAAGCAUGGAUCUUACACCACUGGAUCAGCCUUUGCCGAAGAACACAUAUCCCAUUGGGCUGGAAGCUAGGUGCUCUGAUUCGAAGAAGAGAGGGUGUGAAUAUCACGUUCGUGUUGAGUCCAAGCCAGGAGCUCCUUUUGAUAUUGUUGAGGAAACGAACAGAGUUGUUGGACUGCCUGUAAAUACAGUAGCAACGUCUGUGAAAGCUGACAAGCGUGAAGGCUCGUUUAUCUUGUCUUUCGGCAACAAGUUUGUGAAAGAAUUGGCUUACCAGCGCUUGAGUGUUGAUGGAAGUUGGUCAACAGUCACAAAGAAGAGAGCCACCUGCAAAUAG
Molecule: messenger RNA, 1740 nt
Organism: Fusarium redolens
Lineage: Eukaryota; Fungi; Ascomycota; Sordariomycetes; Hypocreales; Nectriaceae
Product: glycosyl hydrolase
Exons: 1
Coding region: 1-1740 (579 amino acids)
Biological process (GO): carbohydrate metabolic process
Molecular function (GO): hydrolase activity, hydrolyzing O-glycosyl compounds
Source: RefSeq, a predicted model, not a curated record